Messenger RNA from Boleophthalmus pectinirostris (great blue-spotted mudskipper), 12697 nucleotides. RefSeq names its product KN motif and ankyrin repeat domains 4 (gene kank4). Gene Ontology annotation, biological process: negative regulation of actin filament polymerization. Gene Ontology annotation, cellular component: cytoplasm; cytoskeleton. The record is from RefSeq and is a predicted model, not a curated record. Gene Ontology annotation, molecular function: protein binding. Lineage: Eukaryota; Metazoa; Chordata; Actinopteri; Gobiiformes; Gobiidae. The transcript is spliced from 11 exons. Bases 308 to 4786 code for a protein of 1492 amino acids.
ACGAAAAGGAGGCCGAAAGUGUUGAGCAUCCUUCCCUCCUUCCCUACAGCAUCUUCCAUCUGACAGUGCACACUACCCCGCCACGGUUUCACGAGCUGUGUCCACAAGAUAAAUGGGUCUGAAGCUAAGCUGGGCUGGACACAAUUAAACCCAAGCUCUCAGUGGUAAACCAGCGCCACGUAUUUGGACUCGUGUGUGCCUUUCUACUCUGAUGAACCCAGAAGAGCCGCCCAAUAAUUACAAGAUUAGGCUGCCUGCUCCAACUGCGCUAAACACAAAUCAAUGACUGAACACUCUCCCUCCCAUUAUGGACAAGAAAAGUGCCAAUGGUGUUCAGGCCAAGAGCAGUGAGGCGGGGGUUCAGAGGAAGCAGCUGCCCUACUCAGUGGAGACUCCUUAUGGCUUCCACCUGGACCUCGACUUUCUCAAAUAUGUCGAUGAUAUUGAAAAAGGCAACACCAUAAAAAGAGUCCACAUCCAGAGACGGAUAAAAGGCCCACCCAAAUUUAGCACAUUGCCCCGGAACUUCAGCCUGCCUGGACAUGGGGUCAGACCUGCUCCGAAGGAAACCACCGCAUGGUCUGGGACAUCCACUCUGGGACCCAAACCAAAAUCCAGAGUGACAGAAGUCCAGCAGAUAUUUGACUUCAGAAGUGAAUUGGGGUCUACAAGUCAGAGUAGCAGGGGCUUAACAAAUCAGGGCUAUGUCUCACCAAAACCACGCGACGAGACGAGCGUUGGCUCCCGUCUUGAUGAGAAGUCAACAGCAGAGUUACAAAACCGACCAAACUUACUCCGAGCAUCCAGCAUGCCCAUUACUUUGCAGCAAAGAAAAGGCUCUGAUUCAAGUAGUCCAGUUUUGGUCACUCCAGAAAAUGGCUCUUCAGAAAAUAUGUUUCGUGCUUCGCCUGAUGUCACAGAACGGCGCAUUCCCCAAGAUCGGACAGGGCUUCACCAACAGAUCACCGUAGCUCUGAAACGCGUCAGAGAGUUAGAAGAACAGGUCAAAACUAUACCAGAAUUAAAGGCACAGAUAUCUGCACUGAGAGAGGAAAGGGAGAAGUUACUUUUACAGCUCCAAGCUCAGAUGAAAGCCAGAGUUGCAGCUGAAAGUAAAGAUACAGGGACACACAGUCAACAACAAGGACAGCGACCAUCACAAGAGCUUAAAUUAGCUUUGACAACACAGACCCUAGAGACCAAACCUGGGACAGAGAAGGAUGAGGGCGAAGCAAAGACUGACAAAGUGAGACCAAAAGAGGCUGAAACUAGUAAACUCUCAGAGGCAGAAAUCAAAAGCGAACAAUCCAGCAAAGAACAAGACACAUUACAGAGUUCAACUGAGCAUUCAGCACAAAAGCAAUCACAGGAGGUAAUAUCACUUAGGGAGACUGUGGAAGAUACAAAGAUUAACAGCUGCCAACAUGUCAGCCCGGAGAAAGCGAAAACUGACGAGGUAGAUAGUGUUGAGGAACUGCAAGAAAAGUUAAGAAUACUUGAGACCAAACUUUCAAAGGCUACAGAUGAUUUAGAAAGAACUAGUUCGCUAUUGAAAAGGCAGAUAGAAGAAAAUAAGGCAAAAGAGGAGAAAAUUUUGCAGUUGAGCGAAGGGAUGAGGGUGGAAGUGUGUAGUCCAGAAAUGGUGGAGCGUCCGAGGAGGGAAAGCAUUGACACAGGGACGAUUACAGAAAGAGUGGACAUGUCCAAUCAGGAGACAGAAACAGAACCGCAUAGCACAGUGGACCAAGGGACAGAUACGGACAAAAUCUGCGUGGAAGUAUGCUUUCCCCAACCAGCAGCAGAAAGUGUAGAUCAGAGAGUAGACGCAAACCAAGUCCACACUCAAAUGACAGAAAUUGCGGUUGAAGCAGUUGUGAUGACUCCACCAAGACCGAGAGCGAAUAGCAUGGAAAGAAGUACAGAAACUGAGAGGGUAAUAACUCAAGACCAGACCACGGAAACUCCAGUGGCUGAAAGGGUUAACCAGGUGACCGAAACGGAAACUGGGAACAAUCAUCCGAUAAGACCAAGAACCAGCAGUGUAGACAGGGGGACUGUUACAGAGAGGGUGGGUACAGUGGAUAGGGUGACUGAGACAGAGGCAGCGCCAAGGACAGACCAGCAAACUGAAACUGAGAUGGUGAGGAGACUUGAUAAUAACCCAGCAAGACAUGUAGAAACGCAUGUAGAACAGCGUGUAGAGGUUCAAGAGAGGGAAAUUGUAAGUACUGAAAUGGUGGUAGAAGUGGAGGCCGUUGUCAGUCAGACAGAGGAGGUGAUGAACGAAAGUCAAGCAAUACAAGAAGCAAGCAAGAUUGUUGAAAGUGUAGUGGCAGAGAGUUUAGUUGAGGUUGCAGAAACCAAAAUAGAACAGUCAAUUUUAGAGAUGGAAAAGAAAGUCGAUGAGUCUAUAGUUGUAGAUUCAAGUAGUGUUGCAGCUAAAGAUGUGGAACCAAAAGUCGAAGAAAAGAUUGUGGAAAGUAAGGAAGAAAGCAAAGAACCUAGUGAUGAAAAAGCUGAAGUAACAGAGGUAACUGAGACUAAAGUGGGUGUAGUGGAUAAAACAGUGAAAAAACAGGAAGUGGAAGUGGUCCGACCCAAAGUUAAAGAACCUGUGUCCGCUGAUAAGGUGGUUGAAACUCCUAAAACAACAGCUCCUGUGAGACCCCAAAGAGGUAGAAGACCUUCAAAUGAGCAGCCCCAACCUGCACCCACACAACCUCAGCCCGCACCUGUCCGACCACGUAGGGUAUCCAUGGAAACGCAAGCAGCCCAGCCAACCCCAGUGCAAAAAACUACACCGUCCCAAGAACAGAUAUCCACUACCAUCACUACUUCUCAACCUACCGUUCCAACUUCCUCACAAGUCCAAGAGCCCCCAAAAGUCACGCCUGUGCCUCAAGCUAAAGACAAAGUGGCAAAUCAGGAACAAACUCCGUCCAAACCUCAAACAAAAAGUGAAGUUACAACUCGUCCUAAGUCUAUCCAAUCUCAAACCUCAGCAACCAGAAGGAACUCGAAAGAAGUCAAAGCUCCACAAAAGGUGUCUAGUGUCACCCAGCCCACUUCACGAACAACACGCCAGGGAUCACAAGACGUCCCAGCUCAGGGUUCUAGGAGAAGUUCAGGCGGAGAUGCUCAAACGCAGAAAGAAGGGAGUGAGACCCAGCCAGUCCGUAGAGGCUCUAGUGAAGCAGCUCAACGCCGUGGUUCAGGAGAGGGCCAGGGUUCACGUCGGGACAGUGCAGAAACACAACGCAAAAUGUCAAGCGAUUCUCCGACUUCACCAGCUGCCCUGGGACAGGUGGUAACGCGCCUCACAGGGCUUUUGGGUGAACAGUGGGCACAGCUAGGGAGUUCAGGAACACAGCAACAGACAGUCAAUCAGCAGGAGACUCCAAGUGCUCCAAAGCAGACAGCGGGGAAGAAAGCUGAGCCAGUAAAAGGGACUGGAACCAAACCAGCAGGAAAGGCAACCCCCGCCAGUGCAGCAGGUAAACCAGCGGGGAAACCAGCCCCAUCCAAGAUGAGCUCCAUCCAGAGUCAGUUGGUCAGCUCUCUCAGCGUCCUUUCGGCCUUCUACUCCCCGGCCCAGAAAGCAGCAGCAGCCAGCAAGCAGCAAGAGCAAGCUGGACUCAAAUCUAUUAUGAAGAAAAAUGGCGUUGCAGACAAGCCGGGGAACAAGGGAGCCAAGAAAAACCUGAAGUUUGUCGGGGUGAACGGAGGCUACGAAACCACAUCCAGUGAGGAGUCCAGUGGAGAUGAGAAGUCCAAGGUGGAGGUUGAGGAGGAGGACAGUUCAGGUCCAGAACUGGAGAAAGAGAAAGAACCUGAAUCUGAAGGAGUCCAGGAGGAAGCACCAACAGCAGCAGCAGCAGCAGCAGCAGCACAGAGUGAACCAGAAGGGGCAGCAGAGGCAGAGGGGGCAGAGGCCAGAGCGGAGACCCAGCCAGAGGCUCAGGCACAGGGGGUGAAAGAGGAGAGUGAGAAGGGGCUACUGGAUCUAACACCUGAGCAUGAGGUCCUGGAGGAAGAUGGGGAGAAAGUUGACCGAGGAUUCGUAGAUGCCUGUCUCUAUGUAAAAGACCGGAUGGAAGAGGUGUCAUCCCCUGAUAAAGAAAUGCGGCAGGUUUUGGUGGUGCUCUAUCAGGAGUGGUUCAGGGUGUCCAGUCAGAAGGACUCUAAAGCAGAUACAGUGAGACUUUACCUGAGACAAGUGGGGAUGACCACGCCCACCCUCCUGCCCUACGUGGUGAACCUGACCGACGGCAACGGAAACAUGGCUCUGCAUUACAGCGUCUCCCACUCCAACUUCUCUGUGGUCAAACUGCUGCUCGAUACAGGCCUGUGUGAGACCGAUAAUGUGAACAAAGCGGGGUACACUCCGGUGAUGCUGGCUGCCCUCACAGCUGCAGAGAGCCCCGACGAUCUGGAGGUGGCUGAACAACUGUUGAAGAUGGGUGACGUCAACGCGCGCUCACGUCAGGCCGGCCAGACGGCGCUGAUGCUCGCCGUGAGCCAUGGGCGUGUUGCCAUGGUGAAGCUGCUGCUGAGCUGUGGAGCAGAUGUGAACGCUCAGGACCGAGAGGGCUCCACAGCGCUGAUGUGUGCGUGUGAACACGGACACACGCACAUCACACGCCUCCUGCUGGAGACCGGCCAGUGUGACAUGAGCCUCACUGAUAAGAAUGGACAGACAGCCCUGGCAGUAGCUGAAGGAGCCUCCCAUCAAGAUAUAGUUGACCUUUUGAAAUCCUAUGAAAAGUCAACUCCGGACCUGCUCUAAACCAGGACAAUGCACCGAAAAGUACUCAGCCAAUCAAUACAGGAGAGGGUCAACAGUGUACAAUGGAUAAGUAUACUGGGGAUGGAAAGACUCAACUUAUGUAACAAUAAUUUCUUUCUUCCAUACAACAUGCUAUUGAACAGAUAUGCUGCAAUGAAUGGGGCUUUUGGAUCUAUAGCGCCAUCUCUGGUGGAGCAGAAACAACGGAAGAAAUUUAAAAUGAAACUGCUGCUUUUUCAUCAAGCUCUUCAAACCAAGCACAUGAUCUACCUUUUGAAAAUGAAAUAUAAUAUGAUUUCUAUUUUUCUUUAACAAAUUCAACAUCACUCUUUUUGUAUUGAACAUAAGCCAUCAUAAAGUAGUAUAUUUAGAGUUUUGUUCAGAUUAACCAUAUACAAACACAAAAAUGUAUUUUACUGCACUUUUGUAUUGUGUUUGUGUAAAUAAUAAUAAUAAUAUCAGAUAGUCCUAUCAUAUGAGUCAACAAGGCACUAUAUAUCAAUGAGAAAAUAGAGAGCAGAGUAUAUUAUUUCUGGCCAUAUGUUUUAAUGAAAUGAAAUCUACACUAUAUCCAGUUUAAUCCAUUGUUAAAUAUACAAGUCUCUGCUCUGCAUUGCCUCAGUACAGUAUCAUUUCUUAAAGUUUAAAGCUUUGGGAAAAGACAGAAAACUUGUCACUAUAUACUAUGAAAAAACUUUUGUCCAGUUGAAAGAAUUGAAAUUCUCUUGUGCUAUGGAUCCUUCCUGGACCACUGAGGGAUUACAUGGACACUAUGUACUAGGACAGGGGUCAUCAAACUAAGGCCCGUGGGCCAACUCCGGCCCGCCACACCGCUUUGACCGGCCCCCCACCACUUGAACUGGCCCUAUGAGGCAAUCCUCAAAAGAUGUCAUGGCCUAUUAACAAGCCCUUUAUUACUUUUGGCAAAUAAUAACGUGUCUGCAUCUUGUAUUUUGUUGAUUUUUUUCAAUUAAAAAAUGAUAUUUAUAUGAAGUAUUUAUAUUUUAUAUUUAGAUAAUUAUGACAUAUUUACAUUUGCUGCAGAAAUUUUGUCAUCUGACAAGCGCAAAAUCAAACAGUAACAGUCAACGCACACGCAGAGUUCUGUAGUGCAGUUAAGAACAACAAAAUGGCUCAUGUAUAAGUAUGAAAAGUUGACAGAGAGUGCCGAGUUUUCAAAGAACAGUGGACUGCCAAUUAUUUUUUUGUUCAGUGUAUGGGCCGUGCAGUUUGUCUGAUAUAUAAAGAAAGUGUGGUGCUUUUCAAAGAAUAUAAUCUGCGUCAUCAGGGUCAUACAAUUCUGUUAUCCAGCUGACCCGACCCCGGCCCCCAUCACAGUCAGGAGCGAUAAUGUGGCCCCCAGAGAAGAAAGUCUGAUGACCCCUGUACUAGGACAUACAAACUCGUCAGACCCAGUGUCUAACCCACAACCCUGUUACAGAGAUAGUAAUGCUAACCACUCUGCCAAUACACAGUUCACCCUAUGAUAAGAAAAACUUUUGGGGAAAUGAAAGGGUCUGUACCUGAUUUUGCACAAGAGUGAAGAUAUGUUUUCUGACUCUGAAGUAAACUGAGACAGACAAACUACUGCUUGGAUAGAAGAAUAUAGUUGGUUCCACUUGACAUCUGCUUUUUUAUGGUUUUAUUAUGGUGUUUUCAAAUGUAUAGGCACUAUCACUCACUCUCACUUUGUUCAGGAAUGUCUGAUUUUUACACUGCUGAAUGAAGGAAAAGUUGUAAACUAGAACUAGAUCUAACAAAAAUCAGGUACAGACCGUUAAAACAAUUAAAAUAAUUUUCUCUUUGGCUUUGCAGAGCACGACUGUCAUCUUAUAAUACAUAAAAAAAUAAACACAUAACUAAAUAAAUAAGAUGGAGGUGUAAAGUUUAAACAAAGAAUGAUUUUUAUACACAACAAUAGCACAAACAAACUGGUCUUGUGAAGGCAGUAGAGUCUUCUGAAGACUGAUAUAACGUAUGUAUGGCGAAUGGAGGGUGCUGCAUGCAAAUCCCUGGUUACUCCCCCUGCUGGCCACACUGUAGUACUGACACAGUAUGUUCUAAUACUGUCUGGCCUCAUGAUCACUCCAGUUCCCAUCAAAUCCAAUUCACGGGUCUCAUUUAUAAAGCAAAAAGUUACGUACAUGAUUUUCCGCAUUAAAUUAGUGAUCUAUAAAAAUAUUAUUUAAGGGUUCUUAGCAUAUUAUUUACUUACAGGUGUUUUUUACAAUAAAAUAAUACCUUGAAAAAUAAACAGUCUACUAUAAGCAGCUCACCUCUCCACAAUCUGGACCUGUAAACUGGCAUGGAACUAGAUCCAGGCUAAACAACAACAUCUCCAUGGUGACAGAACCUGAAAAGUUGCACUGCGGAUUUAACACGAAAACUAGCGGUCCAGUUUGAAAACUUUGAGCAAAUUUGAGGACAUUCGUGGAAAUUUGUGUCCCUAUAUGAACACUUUUAGUAGAAUUUUCACAUUCAGGUUUAUAAAUGAGACCCCAGAUCCCCUUGUACUGUCUUGUCGCCUGCUUGUUGAACCCAAUCAUGUAUGCAACUGCUACAAAUGCACAAAGAAUGUCAGGCUGCCUGUGAAACAUUCCAAUAUAAUGUAGCAAGAUGAACUACUAAGGCAUGAGACUAACACAGAGACAUGAGAAGAUAUUUUGUCUAAAAAAUGCAUUAAAUCACUAUCAGAUGUCUAUACAUAUUUCAAUAGGUUGUGUUCACAUUUUAGUAUUUGAUGAUUUCAUAAUUUCAGAUGGAGGGCAGGGGCCCAUAUAUAACUCUAUAGGAGAGGCAGGUUUCUUAAAGGAAUAUGCAAACUUAAACUCUAUUUACAAACAUACCUGGAGUUGUGGUUUGUUUCUUUCACACACAAACGCUUCUCUCAAACAGAAACCACUCUGUUCCACCUUGCAUUGUCAUGUGGUAAUAUAGGAAGUGCUCCACUGUGCUUUUAAACUCCAUAUGCCUUCACUAGAAUCAUCUGGAUCAUUUCAGCCCUGGAAUUGCUUAUUUCUACUGAAUGAAAGGUAAAAGAAGCUGUUAACUUGAAAUCUUCCACUACAUGACAUCACAAGGUGGAUAAAGGAUUACUCAAAUAUGUGUGAAUGAAACAAAACACAACUCCAGGUAUGUUUUUGAGGAAGUAACAAUAUUAUAACAUGGCUUAAAGCUCACAAGAUCCAUAAACUUAUCUGUUUUUUUUUUAGGAAUUGAGUCCAUAAACUUGCAUGAAAUGACUUUACAACAUAAUAUUAAUAUGGCAAGUGUCAACAAAGUCGACAAAUAAUUAUAAAAAGCGUGAAUCGUUAUACAGACCCCCGCCCUCCAUCUGAAUUGACAACAUUAUCAUAUUCUAUAACACGAACACCACCUAUAUAGUCUAUUCUACUUUUGUCUUGAGGUAAUAUUAUAUUAAACUGUCAGGGUGGUAAACUGAAAGCAAUGAUGUGAUUGUGUAAGAAUAAGCAAUAUGAAUCGAAUACUACCUUGUCAGUUGUGAUCUGGGCAGGUUGAGUUGUGUUUUCACUUUUUUUAAGCCUUAAUCUGAUGCCUCACAUGCCUACAGCAAAUACACAGCGAUAAUGGAGUUUUGGGACUUGGGUCUGAUUUCCUGUUUACUACAAAUAAUUCAAAGUACAGAAACAUGUUUACACUGCAACCUGAAGUGUCACAAACAAGGAAAAGAACCAGUGGGGUUUUGAAAGCCAAGUUUGACAGAAUAUCAGAAUAAAUAAUAAGGGCAACGCUAGUUAUUAACUGCCACAUAUGUUAUAAAAAAUGUCCAGUUAAUAUAGAAUAAAACAUUGUGUCAAAACAUCAGGAGAAUAUGCUUAAUAUAAAAAUGUACUUUGUCUAUUUUUGUUUUAUUGUUAAAGGUACACUACGUAUUUUUUCUAGUAGAGGGUCCAUCACCAUCACCUGUUGGCGUCUGAAAAUAUUACUGCUUUACCUGAAAAGUUUCACAACAUGGCAUUAAACCCGUCCAUUCUUUCGUUAUUCAACAGGCAUUUCAGAAAAUAUUUGGUUUAGCGCAGUCACUUGCUUGUCGCCAUGGAGAUAGAUAAGAUUUAUGCCGUGUUGUGGAACAUUCCAGGUGAAACAACAAGAGAGUUUAGGACCUUCCACCUAAAAUCUUACAUAGUGCCUCUAAGUUUUUCUGAAAUCUGCUUUGGUCUGUAUAUUUAACAUGAUCCUGUUAUUGGACUGGAUGACUAAUUGAACUGCUUCACUCGUUCAUAAUAAUAUAAUUUUCACUGUAUGAAGACCAAAAACUGAUUCACUGACAGUUAGAUUAAAGUCGCUAAAAACGUCUGCAGUACAGUGUAUGGUGCUGGAUGUGUCAAAUUAAACACCACAAAAUGUCAGCUUUAAGCUACUUCAAGAUUAACAGAAAAGUCUCGUUAAAGGUGCACUAUGUAACUUAAUCCAAUUCAUUCGUUUUUCAAAAUAAAACCAAAAAUAAGAAAAUGAAAAAAACAACUAUUUACUUCAUUAUUUGUGUCCAAAACCAAAAUAAAAAAAAAAAAAAAAACAAAACGAUAAUGAUUUGUUUUUUCAGUUUUUUAUUUUGUGUUUAAGUUAAUAAUGGAAAAAACAGAUAACGGCCGUUUCCUGACUUAAACCAUGCUGGACUGAAACAGAACUAAAACUAAAACAAGACUAAACCAGGUCUACACCCAUACUAAAACAGGAUUAAACCAGGUCUAAGCCAGUCUUGAACCAGUAAACCAGGUCUAAACCAGCCUCAGUCCUGGUCUCAGUCCUGGUUUCAGUCCCGGUUCGGUCUGAUCUCCCCACAGUCUACGCGGGCGCACCUUUGGGCCCAUUCCGACACUCCUGGUUCAGUCUUGGUUUAGUCCUGGUUCAAUUCUGGUUUAGUCCUGGUUUAGGACUGAGACCAGGACUGAGACCAGGACUCAGACUGGGACUGAGACCAGGACUAAGACCGAUCUAGACCUGGUUUUAGUCCUAUUUUAGUCCGUAUGCGGCACAAAAGUCAUAGUUUCAGUCACAGAACUGGGAAACAGUCGUUAUCCAUGUCUUCCAUUAGUCAUUUAAACAAAAAAUGAAAACUGAAAAAACUAAUCGUUAUCCUUUUUUUUUUUUUUUUUUGGUUUUGGAGACAAAUAAUGAAGAAAACAGCAUUUUUUUUCUUUUUGUUUUCUUAUUUUCAGUUUUAUUUUGAAAAACAAUUGAACAAAUGAUACACAGAUUUAACUUUCCUACUUGUCUCCAAUUAGAUGUUAUUGGUUUGCCUUAGAAGUAUGGCAAGUGUUCAAUCAGAGGUGUUUUUAUUGCUCAAAAAUACAAUUGUUACUGUGAGCAGACUCGCCUCUCCACAGAUCUGACCUCUAACUUGGCCUGGUAGUGUAAACAGAUAUGAGAUGAUUACACUUAAGGCCGUACUGACGCUGUGGAGCAAAACAUCUCCACGGAAACGAGCUUAUAGACACUCCAACAGACAAUAGAAAAGUUACGUGGUGCGCUUUUAAAUCAUCUCUAUGACCUUAGUAACAAAAUACAACAAGAAAUGAGGUUGGAAAUGGGCCGUAUUCUCCCCUCAACAGUUUGUGACACAGCUGUAUCAGAGCCACCUGGUUUUAUUUUUAGACAUAGUGCAGAUGUGAGUGGAAGAGUGGCUCUGCGGCAGCCUCUCUCCUCUCUGCUCAUUUAUUAAUAUGGUGCUAAUAUUAACACAUGUAUAUGAACGACUGCACUUCAACGGAAAUGUUCACGACACAUAAUUCUUCUAUAUAAAGUCAAUGGGGCCAUACACUACAGCUGGAAAGUCUCAGAACAGCUGCACAUGUUUGAAAAUCCUCUGGCUGUCUGUCAGUGGUGGAACGUAACCAAGUACAAGUACUGAACUCAAAGGUGCACUAUGUAACUUUUUGGUUGGGGGUCCGUCAUCUUCUUGUUUCUAUGGAUAUGUCAUUGCUCUGUCUGAAAUGUUCCACAGUAUGACAUAAAUCAGCUUCACCUUACAUUUAUUCAGUUAUAGUGGUUUUAUAUCUCAAAAAUACAUAGAAAAACUGUGAAUUCUGACUGUGAGCGGCGUCGCCUCUCCACAGAUCUGAGCCGUAUCUUGGUCUGGUUUGGUCUCCGUGAAGAUAGAGAAAUUCCAGACAAAGCAAUAACAUCUCCAUGAAAUGCAUUUGACAGACCCUCCACCAGAAAAGUUACACAGUGCACUUUUAAUAAAAAAAAAAUUUGGUAUCUGUACUUAACUGAAGUACAUUUUAACCUGGAUACUUUGACUUUUACUUCACUACAUUUGAAAACAGGUAUCUCUAUUCCACUAUAUAUAUAUUUUUUUUUCACAAGACUGAAGAGUAAAAGAGUUAUUAUUAUAGUUUGAGACUUGAGAACAAAAAUGUACAAAUAAAACCAGCUAGGAAAAAGAAAUCACUACUUUUGAAGCGUUACUAUAGAUCUCAAACUCUGCAAGAAAUACUUUUACUUUUUACUCUUUAAGUGCAUUUUUAAAUGGGUACUUUAAUAUUUUUUACUUAAGCAGACUCUUAUUUUUACUUUUAACAUUUUUUUUUGCUCCGGUAUCUGUACUUUUACAAAAUUGAGUACUUCUUCCACCACUGCUGUCUGCACACGACUAAAGCUGGGAGUACACUGUGCGAUUUUUGAGUUUUGGCUUAAUCGUGUGUCGUGCUUCGUGUAGUAAACAUGGGGUAUACAUAUGAGAACCGAUUAAUACCUCAUGACCAGCUCCCGAUUGAGAAUAGAAUAUCAAAACUGAAAUCCAGUCGCCUCUCGUGAGGGUUUCGCUCUGUUGAAAUAGUUCCACGAGCUGUGAACUUUUAAACCCUGUGAUUCGGUCGUACAGUUUGAGCUGAAGAUGACGAUCAAAAAUAUCGCACAGUGUACGCCCGGCAUAACGGACAACAGUUAGUAGUUUGCUCAGCUUUCAGACGCUAUACGAUGUUUCAAUGUGUGCUGGGGUGUGAUGGUCUUCCGUGCCUGUAAAAUAAAAUCUUUUAAUAAACACCUACAUAUGUUUAAUCCAGUGUGACCCGGAGGUUUAAAGCUGCACUGUGUAACUUCUCUGGUGAAAGGUCCCCCCGCUUGUUUGUCUCCAUGGAGAUGUUAUUUCUUUGCUUUGAAUAUUCCACAGCCUGGCAUUAAACUCCUACUAUAAUCUACUUCCAUGGAGACAAGCAGGUGACGCAACCAUAAGCAAAGUUACAGGUCAGGUCUGUGAAAAGGCAACCCCACUCACAGCAGGAACGCAUGUUUUUUUACGAUCGAAAAACACCUGCAGUUGAAUAAAUGAUAUGUUUAACGCUAUGGAACAUUCUAGGUAAAGCAAUAACAUCUCCAUGGAGACGAUCCAAUGGAAGACUACCUCUGCCAGAAAAGUUACACAGUGUGCCUUUAAGAUUUUGGAUCGCGACCAAAGACCUGAAAUCCAGUCUGUUUCACAUUCGGGUUAAAGAUAUUCUCCUAACUGUUGUAAAUGCAGCCAAAUACUUGUACAUAUCGUAUUGUGAAAUUAUAAUGAGUAUUGUCUUGCUCUAAAAUGAUUAUAUGAAGUAUUUAUUCUAAAGGCUAUAUAUUUUUUACCAUAUAUACAACAGUACACUAAACCUAUGUAUGCAUGGACUAAUGUUUUGUGGUUGUGGUGGUGAUGGAGAAGAGGGUGACUGAGAAAAUGGUUGAAUGUUCCCUUAACACGGUGUAUUGUGAAUUUUCAUUGUGCCCAUAUAAAGACUAUGGUUUGUAUAUGAGGAGGAGGAGGAUGAGGAGGAAGAGGAGGAUGAGGAGGAUAAGGAGGAAGAGGGUUUACGCUCAAAGGUGCAGUGUCCCUCCUUGAAACUGUCUGAUCUGUGGUGUUUAACAGACCUCUGUAAUGUUCCUGUGCUCUGGGCGUGUAUGUUCAAGACAGACAAA